CGCGGGGGCUCCCUGGGGGCAGCGCUGAGACCCCCCCGGGACCCCCCCCGGGACCCCCCCCGGGACCCCCAAACCCCCCCCCGGGACCUGCGGGACAGGUGACCCUCCCAUGGUGGCCAUGGUGACAUCGCUGGACGCCUCCGGGCCACCGCCGGCCCCUGAGGGGGUCUCGCGCCCCGGCACAGCUCGGACAUGCGGCCCCCGCGGGGACGGGGCUGGGCACGGCGGUGGACCCCGCCCGCGGUGGCACCGGGGACACCUCCCACGGUGGUGCAUUUCCCCUGUUGGUGGCACCGCUCGUGGCAUCGUCUCGAGUGGUGGUGGCACCUCCCAGGGUGACAUCGGCACCUCCCAGGGUGACACCGGCACCUCCCACGGUGACACCGGCACCUCCCGUGGUGACAUCGGCAUCUCCCAGGGUGACACCGGCACCUCCCACGGUGACAUCGGCACCUCCCACGGUGACACCGGCACCUCCCAGGGUGACACCGGCACGUCCCAGGGUGACAUCGGCACCUCCCGCCGUGACGCCGGCACCUCCCACGGUGGCAUCCGCCACGGUGACACCCGCAACGGUGACGUUUCCCACGGUGGUGGCACCUCGCACAGCAUCAUCUCCCACGGUGGCAUCUCCAGCGGUGACAUCUCCCACACUGGUGGCGUCUCCCAUGGUGGCACCUCCCACAGUGACAUUGCCCACGGUGGUGGUACUUUCCACGGUGGUGGCUUCUCUCAUAGUGUUGUUUCCCAUGGUGGCACCUCCGGCGGUGACAUCUCCAACAGUGGUGGCAUCUCCUCUCAUGGUGACUCUUUCUCUGGUGGCUUCUGCCACGGUGGCACCUCCCAGAAGAGUGACAACUCCCACGGUGACAUCUCCCACGGUGGCACCUCCCAGAAGAGUGACAACUCCCACAGUGACAACUCCCACGGCGACAUCUCCAAGAGUGACAUCUCCAACACUGGUGGCACCUCCCAUGGCGGUGGCACCUCCCACAGUGACAUUGCCCACGGUGGUGGCACCUCCCAUGGCAUCAUCUCCCACGGCGGAGUCUCCUCUCAUGGUGACAUUUCCCACGGUGACAGCUCCACUGUUGGUGGCUCUGCUCAUGGCAUCAUCUCCCACACUGGUGGCACCUCCCAUGGUGGCAUCUCCCAUGGUGGCACCUCCCACAGUGACGUCACCCACGGUGGUGGCACUUUCCACGUUGGUGGCUCCUCUCAUGGCGUCGUCUCCCACGGUGACGUCCCCACCAGUGGUGGCAUCUCUGAUGGGGACAUCUCCAAUGGUUGUGGCGUCUCUUGUGGCACCACCUCCCACGGUGGCAUCUCCAAAAGUGACACAUCCCAUGGUGGUUCCUCCAAUGGUGGCACCUCCCACGGUGACAUCUCCCCCAGCGACAUUUUCCAUGGCGGUGGCACCUCUCGCGUCGUGACCCGCCAUGGUGGUGACGUCUCCCACCGCGGCAUCUUCCACGGUGACACCUCCCACGGGGACAUCUCCCACGGUGGUGGCAUCUCCCACGGUGGUGGCAUCUCCAACAGUGACCUCGGCCACCAGGACAUCUCCUAUGGCGGCGUCACAUCCCACAGUGACACCUCCUGCAAUGGUGGCAUCUCCCAUGGUGGUGGCAUCUCCAACAGUGACCUCGGCCACCAGGACAUCUCCUAUGGCGGCGUCACAUCCCGCAGUGACACCUCCUGCAAUGGUGGCAUCUCCCACGGUGGUGGCAUCUCCAACAGUGACCUCGGCCACCAGGACAUCUCCUAUGGCGGCGUCACAUCUCGCAGUGACACCUCCUGCAAUGGUGGCAUCUCCCAUGGUGGUGGCAUCUCUUGUGGCACCACCUCCCAUGGUGACAUCGGCCACAGUGACAUUUCUCAUGGCGGUGGCACCUCCCAUGGCAGCAUCUCCGAUGGUGACACCCCCCAUGGCAGUGGCACCUCUUGUGGCAUCGCAUCCCAUGGUGGCAUCUCCCGUGGUGGCAUCUCCCACAGUGGUGGCACCUCCAAGAAGGACACCUUCCACAGUGGUGGCAUCUCCCACAUUGACAUCUCCAAAACUGACACCUCCAACGGUGACACCUCCCACAGGGACACCUCCCGUGGUGACCCCUCCAACGGUGACACCUCCCAUGGUGACACCUCCCAUGGUGACAAUGGUGCCACCUCCCAUUGCGGUGGCACCUCCCACAGGGACGCCUCCCGCAGCGGUGCCACCUCCCACGGUGGCAUUUCCCAAGGUGGUGCCACCUCUCACGGUGGCAUCUCCCGCGGCGGUGCCACCUCCCACAGGGACACCUCCCGAGGCGGUGCCACCUCCCACGGUGGCAUCUCCCGCGGCGGUGCCACCUCCCGCGUGGCGCCCUCGCCCCUCCUGCUGCUGCUGCUGUCCCACCACCCCCGGUGGCCUCCCGCGCUGGCGCCCGUGCCCCCGCUGCUGCUGCUGCUCCUCCUCCUCGGCUCCUGUCCCCUGCCCUCGCUGGCCGCCACCUUCAAGGUGGGGGUGCUGGGUCCCUGGGGCUGUGACCCGCUGCUGGCGCGGGCGCUGCCCGAGGUGGCCUCGCGCCUGGCCGUGGCGCGGCUCAACCGCGACCCCGCGCUGACCGCCGGCUACUGGUGGGACGCGGCCGUGCUGCCCGAGCCCUGCGCCACCCCCCAGGCCGUGGCCGGACUGGUCAACGCCGAGCGCUACGCCAGCGCCAUCGUGGGUCCCCUCAACCCCGCGGCCUGCGGCGCCGCCGGACUCUUGGCCGCGGCCUGGAACAAGCCCUUGGUGUCCUGGGCGUGCGCCGGGGGCCGGAGCGGCACUCUGGUGAGGCCGCUGCCCGCGCCGGCCGGCGUCCUGCACGCCGUGCUGCGCUACUUCCGCUGGGCGCACGUGGCCGUGGUGGCCGCGCCGCAGGACCUGUGGGUGGAGGCCGGCGCGGAGCUGGCGAGGGAGCUGAGGGCCAGGGGGCUGCCGGUCACCGUGGUCACCGCGGCCGGAGAGGACGAGGACGAGGCGGAGCAGGCGCUGAGGAGGGUGCAGAGGGCGGACGGGGUGCGAGUGGUGGUGAUGUGCAUGCACUCCGUCCUGCUGGGCGGGCGGGAGCAGAAGGUUCUCCUGGAGAAGGCCGAGGACCUGGGCAUGACGGACGGGACGUUCGUGUUCAUCCCGUACGACGCGCUGACCUUCGCGCUGCCCUAUCGCCACGUGCCCUACCCGGUGCUGGCCAACAACACCAAGCUGCGCCUGGCCUACGACGCCGUGCUGACCAUCACCAUCGACUCGCCCGACACCUCCUUCCACGAGGCCCUCGAGGAGGCCAAGAAGGCCUAUGAGGUCCCCAUGAACAUCAACCCCACAGAGGUCCACCCGCUCUUCUCCACCAUCUACAACUCCAUCUACUUCCUGGCCAUGGUGGUGGAGGCCACGCACCGCAGCGGCCGCUGGGUGAUGGGCACCAGUGUGGCCGACCACGCCCGCGACUUCCAGCUCGAGGGCUUCUGCCAGACCUUCACUGUGGACAAGGACGGCGAAGUCUCGGUGCCCUACGUGGUGCUGGACACGGACGGCAAAGGCCACCACCUGUGGGCGGUCUACGGGCUGGAGCCGGGCAUGCGCGGCCUCAGCUACCGUAGCCACAGCCCCCACUGGCCCCACAGCUCCAGCCCGGACACCGACGCCGGCUGCUGGUUCGACUCCAACACCAUCUGCAACGGAGGGUUGGACGCCAAAUUCGUCUUCUUCUUGUUCCUCCUCAUCGCCGCCAUCAUCGCGGCCGGCGCCGCCCUCGCCUGCCACAUCAGGCGCUACAUCCAGCAGGCGCAGCUCGUCAACGGCCCCAACAAAAUCAUCCUGACCAUGGAGGACCUGACCUUCACCUACACCCACAGCAGCAAACAGGUGGGCAGCAGCCAGACCAGCCUGGCCGGUCACAGCGUGGCCGACACCAAGAGCCUCCACAGCGCCACCCCCGGCCCGGACAACGCCAACGCAGCCGAGGAGAAGCCGAAGGACAGCAGCAACCUCCCGCUCCUGCUGCUCCUGUUCAACCAGCAGGGCAUCGUCGCCUCCAUGCAGGGUGACUGGGUGUGGCUGAAGAAGUUCCCGGGGGACCAACACGUAGAGGUGAAACCGGCCACCAAGCUGACCUUCUGCAAGCUGCGGGACCUGCGGCAUGAGAACGUGAACCUGUUCCUGGGCUUCUUCCACGACUGCGGCAUCUUCGCCGUCGUGUCCGAGCACUGCUCGCGCGGGAGCCUCGAGGACCUGCUGCGCAACGAGGACAUGAAGCUCGACUGGAUGUUCAAGUCCUCCCUCCUCAUCGACCUCAUCAAGGGCGUGCGGUACCUGCACCACCGCAGCGUCGUCCACGGGCGGCUCAAGUCGCGGAACUGCGUGGUGGACGGGCGCUUCGUGCUCAAGGUCACCGACUACGGCUACAACCAACUGCUCGAGGCCCAGCGCAUCCCCGCCCCGCCCCCGCCCCCGCAAGAGCGGCUGUGGAUGGCGCCGGAGCUGCUGCGGGACGAGGCCCUGGAGCAGCGCGGCUCCUUCCGGGGGGACAUCUACGCCAUCGGGAUCAUCAUGCAGGAGGUGAUCUGCAGGAGCCCCCCCUACUGCAUGCUGGGGCUGCCCCCCGAAGAGAUCAUCGAGAAGGUGCGGAAGCCGCCCCCCCUGUGCCGCCCCGCGGUCUCGGCCGACCAGGCCCCGCUCGAGUGCAUCCACCUGAUGAAGGAGUGCUGGAGCGAGCAGCCCGAGAAGAGACCCACCAUCGACCAGGUGUUUGACCAGUUCAAGGGCAUCAACAAGGGCCGCAAGACCAACAUCAUCGACUCGAUGCUGCGCAUGCUGGAGCAGUACAGCAGCAACCUGGAGGACCUGAUCCGCGAGAGGACCGAGGAGCUCGAGAUCGAGAAGCAGAAGACCGACAAGCUCCUGACCCAGAUGCUGCCGCCGUCGGUGGCCGAGGCGCUGAAGAUGGGGACGCCGGUGGAGCCCGAGUACUUUGAGGAGGUGACGCUGUACUUCAGCGACAUCGUGGGCUUCACCACCAUCUCGGCCAUGAGCGAGCCCAUCGAGGUGGUCGAUCUCCUCAACGACCUCUACACCCUCUUCGACGCCAUCAUCGGCUCCCACGACGUCUACAAGGUGGAGACCAUCGGUGACGCCUAUAUGGUGGCGUCGGGGCUGCCGAAGCGCAACGGGAACCGGCACGCCGGCGAGAUCGCCAACAUGUCCCUGGACAUCCUCAGCUCCGUCGGCACCUUCAAGAUGCGCCACAUGCCCGAGGUGCCCGUGCGCAUCCGGAUCGGGCUGCACUCGGGGCCGUGCGUGGCGGGCGUGGUGGGGCUGACGAUGCCGCGGUACUGCCUGUUCGGGGACACGGUCAACACCGCGUCGCGCAUGGAGUCCACCGGGCUGCCCUAUCGCAUCCACGUGAACCAGCGCACCGUCGCCAUCCUGCUCUCGCUGCAGGAGGGCUUCAAGGUCGACAUCCGCGGCAAGACCGAGCUCAAGGGGAAGGGUGUGGAGGACACCUAUUGGCUCGUGGGGCGCGAGGGGUUCACCAAACCCAUCCCCACCCCCCCCGACCUCCUGCCGGGGGCCAGCAACCACGGCAUCAGCCUGGACGAGAUCCCGGCCGAGCGGCGGCGGAAGCUCGAGAAGGCGCGGCCGGGGCAGGUGCUGAAAUAGCCCCGCCCACAGCUGAAGGCGGCCUCGCCCCGCCCCCCCCCCGAGGGGUGGAGCCAGCGGUGAUUGGCUGCCCGAGGGAACCCGCCCUGGUGACGUCACAGGAGGCGGAGCCUGGGAGAGACACGGGGGACAAAGGGGGCGGGGCUUGUCCCUUUAAGGGGCGUGGUCUGAGCGGGAGGGGGCGGGGCUUGGCUCUCAAAGGGGCGGGGCUUGAUCGGGGGCGUGGUUUGGUCCGGGGCGGGCCCCUGGCAGCCAAUAGGAGCCUGACUCUCAGGGAUGUUUGUCCAAUCAGAGCCCAGGGCGGCCAUCUUGGCCCGGCAGCGCCAGCCAAUGGCGGCGCAGCUCCGCUCUUAAAGGGCCAGCGCGUGGCGUUCAUGUUCCGGCUCGGUUUCUUCCCGGGUUUUCCCCGUUUUUCCCGGAUUUUCCCCCAUUCCCGAGGCCCCGCCCCUCCCCCAGCCCCAUAGAGCCCCCAAUAAAUUCGAUCCCAAAGA
This is a messenger RNA of Corvus hawaiiensis (hawaiian crow), 6171 nucleotides long. RefSeq names its product retinal guanylyl cyclase 1-like. Gene Ontology annotation, biological process: intracellular signal transduction; receptor guanylyl cyclase signaling pathway; protein phosphorylation. The record is from RefSeq and is a predicted model, not a curated record. NCBI's taxonomy places the organism in Eukaryota, Metazoa, Chordata, Aves, Passeriformes, Corvidae. Gene Ontology annotation, molecular function: protein kinase activity; ATP binding; peptide receptor activity.